Molecule: messenger RNA, 1241 nt
Organism: Neohortaea acidophila
Lineage: Eukaryota; Fungi; Ascomycota; Dothideomycetes; Mycosphaerellales; Teratosphaeriaceae
Product: GTP-binding protein RHO3
Exons: 4
Coding region: 343-966 (207 amino acids)
Biological process (GO): small GTPase-mediated signal transduction
Molecular function (GO): GTPase activity; GTP binding
Source: RefSeq, a predicted model, not a curated record
CUUGCACUUUCCCCAUCUCUCCACACCUUUCUCUCCCUCCUCCAUUCACCUCGCUGACGUACCUGACCUCACGAAAGCCUCUGCUCUCUACCACGACUGUCGCUCUCUAGCCCGUGUCUGCGCGCAAUCGGUUCUUAUUCUUCUUUGCCGCGCUUCCUGACGACGCUCCGGCGCAUUGACGCCCUCUCUCGCCCCCACCCCAUCUCAACGACCUUUCUGCCGAGUCUUCGAGCACUCCAUCAUCAGCACUGCCGCUUCUCUUUGCACAAAGGGCAAGCGCGAUAGAGUCGGGCUCUCUCGCGUACGGGCGACUGGCAGCUGCGGCAUUGGCAGUUGGGCAAGAUGAAGCUAUGUGGCGGAUCUAAGACGGUGCAGCGCAAGCUGGUAUUAUUAGGCGACGGCGCAUGCGGCAAGACCUCCCUCCUUAAUGUCUUCACCAGAGGCUACUUUCCCACCGUGUACGAGCCCACCGUCUUCGAAAACUACGUCCACGACAUCUUCAUCGACGAUGUCCACGUCGAACUCUCCCUCUGGGACACGGCGGGGCAAGAGGAAUUCGACCGUCUACGCAGCCUGAGCUACGACGACACACACGCCAUCAUGCUGUGCUUCAGCGUCGACUCGCCCGAGUCGCUGGAGAACGUGGAGAGUAAGUGGGUGGGGGAAAUCGCAGAGAACUGCCCGGGGGUGAAGCUGGUCCUCGUUGCACUGAAAUGCGACUUGAGGGGCGAGAGUGGAGACGAUGCGGACGAUGCGGCGGCGGCACAGGAGGCCAAGCGGCCAUGCAUCGAUUACAAGCAGGGGCUGGCGGUGGCGGAGAAGAUUCGGGCGUUGAGGUAUCUGGAAUGCUCGGCGAAACGCAACCGCGGCGUCAAUGAGGCCUUCACCGAAGCCGCGCGCGUGGCAUUGACGGUCAAGGCGAAGAAUGAGAAGCAAGGCGGCAUGAAGUCAUGUAACGUCAUGUGAGGAGGAGGAGGAGGAGGAGGAGGAGAGGCGACGGUCCCGACACCUCGCACGUCCUUUGAUGUUUUGCAAAAGCAUAUACCCUUUGAUAUCAUCCGCGCCCCCUUGUAUGAAGGGGCGCGUGGAUUGGCGCGGCGUUGAUGGGAGGAUUGCACUUUUUGGGCUUAUUCUAGCUCUGGCGCUGUUGGUGUUAGCAGUCGAGAGAUAGGAUCAGAGAAAGAGGAAGAGCUAAUCGUCGAGUCCAAUGAUCAGAGUCACUGUGUUGCCGUGCCUGAAAC